Vidua macroura (Pin-tailed whydah) is the source of this 3301-nucleotide messenger RNA. It is a transcript of the gene PTPRA, whose product is annotated as protein tyrosine phosphatase receptor type A. The record is from RefSeq and is a predicted model, not a curated record. Gene Ontology annotation, molecular function: protein tyrosine phosphatase activity. Gene Ontology annotation, biological process: protein dephosphorylation. Lineage: Eukaryota; Metazoa; Chordata; Aves; Passeriformes; Viduidae. The transcript is spliced from 24 exons. The coding region runs from base 452 to 2893 and encodes 813 amino acids.
CCCGGCCCGGAGCCGCACGAUGGCGGCGGCAGCGGGCGGGCGGCGGCGGCGGCGCCGCUGAGCGCCGGGAGAGCCCCGAGGGGCGGCGGGGGCUUCCCGCACCCCUUCCCCUUCCCUCAUAUCCCCCUCCCCUUUUCCCCCGACCCCCCCCCGCCCCGCGCCCUCCCCCGCUGCGCCGUCCAUGGUUACGGGCGGCCGGGGCGGCCUCGCAGCGGAGCCGUUUGGGCGGGAGCCGGUGAGGGAGCAGCGGCCGCAGGGUGCAUUGAGAAUAAUCAUCAGCCUUAACAAGGAUUGAUUGUGUGCUCCUCAUCCUCUUGGUUUGGUAUUAAUCAGAAAAAGCUUUGGCCGUCGCGUCGGGGAGGCGAAGAGGUGAAUGAACGUCCCUUUCAAGGGGGCAGCACUGGAAGAACCUUUAUGGGCUCCUAAUGACGUGCAGGUGGAUGAUUGACUGAUGAUAAUUAAGGUCAACAUGGAUUUGUGGUUCUUUCUCCUUUUGCUCGGAAGUGGCCUGAUAAGUGUAGGUGCUAACAACGUUACAACAGAGCCACCCACAACAGUGUCCACCUCUCCCAGGAGCCCCACCAAAGCUCCUACAGCAGGUCCUGAGGAUGGGACCACGCCCAACACAAACAGACUCAACAUGAGCACUCCAGGGACUGUUCCUACCACAGCGCCAAAACCUCCUCCAACCACAGCCACCAGGAUCUCCCCCAACGCCACCACUGGCAGCCUCAACAUCUCCUCCACCCUGGGGACAACUGUGCCUGUGCCUCCAGCCCCAUCCCUGCUCCCCAGCGCGACGCCGUCGGCCCCACGUGCCACCUUCCCCAGCACGGAGGCAGAGACAACAGAGAGGAAUUUCAGCAUGGUGGUGACCACACAGGAGACCUCUUCUGCUUCCCACAAUGGUAACUCUGACAGAAGAGAUGAGACUCCCAUUAUAGCUGUGAUGGUGGCCCUGUCCUCCCUCCUAGUCAUAGUAUUUAUUAUUAUUGUUCUGUACAUGUUGAGGUUCAAGAAGUACAAGCAGGCAGGGAGCCACUCCAACUCCUUCCGUCUGUCCAACGGCCGCACGGACGACACAGAGCCACAGAGCAUGCCCCUGCUCGCCCGCUCCCCCAGCACCAACCGCAAGUACCCCCCGCUGCCCGUGGACAAGCUGGAGGAGGAGAUCAACCGCCGCAUGGCCGACGACAACAAGCUCUUUCGGGAGGAGUUCAACGCUCUCCCAGCGUGUCCCAUACAGGCCACAUGUGAAGCUGCUUCCAAGGAGGAGAACAAGGAGAAGAACAGAUACGUGAACAUUUUGCCCUAUGAUCAUUCCAGGGUUCACCUGACUCCUGUGGAAGGGGUCCCUGACUCCGACUACAUCAACGCCUCCUUCAUUAAUGGGUACCAAGAGAAAAACAAGUUCAUUGCUGCACAAGGACCAAAGGAAGAAACAGUGAAUGAUUUUUGGAGAAUGAUUUGGGAGCAAAACACAGCGACAAUUGUCAUGGUGACCAACCUGAAGGAGAGGAAAGAGUGCAAAUGUGCUCAGUACUGGCCAGAUCAGGGCUGCUGGACCUACGGGAACAUCCGAGUGUCCGUGGAGGACGUGACCGUGCUGGUGGAUUACACCGUGCGCAAGUUCUGCAUCCAGCAGGUGGGAGAUGUCACAAACAAGAAGCCUCAGCGCCUGGUGACCCAGUUCCACUUCACCAGCUGGCCCGACUUCGGGGUGCCCUUCACCCCCAUCGGGAUGCUGAAAUUCCUGAAGAAGGUGAAGACCUGCAAUCCCCAGUAUGCAGGAGCCAUAGUGGUGCACUGCAGCGCCGGGGUGGGACGCACGGGCACUUUCAUCGUCAUCGACGCCAUGCUGGACAUGAUGCACACGGAGAGGAAGGUGGACGUGUACGGCUUCGUGAGCCGCAUCCGGGCCCAGCGCUGCCAGAUGGUACAGACAGACAUGCAGUAUGUGUUCAUAUACCAAGCACUUCUGGAGCACUAUCUCUACGGUGACACGGAGCUGGAGGUGACCUCGUUGGAGAUCCACCUCCAGAAGAUCUACAACAAAGUGCCAGGGACCAGCAGCAACGGGCUGGAGGAGGAGUUCAAGAAGCUCACUUCAAUCAAAAUCCAGAAUGACAAGAUGAGGACGGGCAAUUUGCCAGCCAACAUGAAGAAGAACAGGGUGCUUCAGAUAAUUCCAUAUGAGUUCAACCGAGUAAUCAUUCCAGUGAAGAGAGGGGAAGAGAACACGGACUAUGUAAACGCUUCCUUCAUUGAUGGUUAUCGCCAGAAGGAUUCCUACAUCGCCAGCCAAGGGCCGCUGCAGCACACGAUAGAGGACUUCUGGAGGAUGAUCUGGGAGUGGAAAUCCUGCUCCAUAGUGAUGCUGACAGAGCUGGAGGAGAGAGGCCAGGAGAAGUGUGCCCAGUACUGGCCGUCCGACGGCUCCGUGUCCUACGGAGACAUCACGGUGGAGCUGAAGAAGGAGGAGGAGUGUGAGAGCUACACGGUGCGGGACCUGCUGGUGACCAACACCAGGGAAAACAAGAGCCGACAGAUCCGGCAGUUUCACUUCCACGGCUGGCCAGAGGUCGGGAUCCCCGGGGAUGGGAAGGGGAUGAUCAACAUCAUUGCAGCGGUGCAGAAGCAGCAGCAGCAGUCUGGCAACCACCCCAUCACUGUGCACUGCAGUGCUGGAGCAGGAAGAACGGGCACCUUCUGUGCGCUGAGCACUGUCCUGGAGAGGGUGAAGGCAGAGGCGAUUCUCGAUGUCUUUCAGACUGUCAAGAGUUUAAGACUACAGAGGCCACACAUGGUGCAGACACUGGAACAGUACGAAUUCUGCUACAAGGUGGUGCAGGAAUACAUCGACGCCUUCUCAGACUACGCCAACUUCAAGUGAAGAGAAAAACAGGAACAAAAAAAUCCACAGCCACCCUCCCCGAAACAAAUGACAGAAGAGUUGCCUUCUUUAAUAUUUUGUAAUAUUCUGUUUGUUAAUAUACCCCCCCAAACAAAACAAAAAACUAUGUGUAUAUAUCUUAACUGUUUUAGAGGUUGGUACCAUAAGCUUCAUAUUAGCUGGAGAUUUUAUAUGUAGCAAAGUGUUAGUGCAGAUACUGUUGGCUCCUUUUUUUCCAAUGUUUUAUUGGGGAAUUAAAUAGCGUGAUGUUUGGAUUAAUAUUGUCAUACCAUCUCUCUUCUGGAGAGUUGAUACAGGCUGUUAUUUUGUUUGUAAAUCUUUUUUUUUUUUUUUUUUUCUUGAGGGAGUAAAGCCUUUUUAAAAAAAAAAAAAAAAAAAGGAAAGAAA